AUCGAUAUCAGAGCAUACAUGCAAUUAUAUAUAUAGGACUGGAAAGCUAGUUAAUUAGCUUGUCAGUAUUCACAUAUUAUAUUAUAUAUCGUAUUUUACAUAAUUCAUAUAAAUACAUUAUGCGCAGCAAUAUCAAUAUUAAUAUGGUGACAGUACUAGUAACGGAACAAACUGAGGGCGGUUCGUCUGGGAGAGCAGCGGUGAGGAAAGGCGCAUGGACCAGAGAAGAAGACGAUCUUCUUAGGGAUUGCAUAGACAAGUAUGGUGAAGGGAAAUGGCAUCUUGUUCCUUCUAGAGCUGAAUUGAAUAGGUGUCGGAAAAGUUGUAGAUUGAGGUGGUUGAAUUAUUUGAAGCCAGAUAUCAAACGGGGAGAAUUUACAGCGGAUGAGGUUGAUCUUAUUCUUAGACUUCAUAAGCUUUUAGGGAACAGAUGGUCUUUAAUUGCCGGUAGAAUUCCAGGAAGGACUGCCAAUGAUGUGAAAAAUUAUUGGAAUACUCACUUGGGAAAGAAGGUAAUGAGGUCGUAUGAUAAACUCAAACACGUUAAAAAGAAAGAUGAUGACAAGUUUAUCCUGAAAUCCAACAUAAUAAAGCCUCGUCCUCGGACCUUCAAAAACCAAUUAGCCUUGAUGAAUAAUAGUUACACUGCUACUACUAUUGAAAACAAAAAUAUUGGCUCUCCACUACCACCACAUGAUGUUUAUACACUUACCAAGCCUGGCCAUGUUCUAGAGAAAAAUAAUAAGAACUCGGGGUGGGAAAGCCUAUUAGACAUGAUCAACAACGAGAAUCAUGAAUUUAUGAACCCCAUCAGCAAUACUGGUUUAGAUGAGGAAUAUAAUUUUGCAAACUUCUCCGAAUUAGGAUUCGUUUCUCAUCAACCUUCAAACUCAAAAAUCAAGGACAGUACUACUAAUAACAGUAGUGUUUUUCUCACAGAUAGUUACCAAAAUUGCUCGACGGACUUUGCCAUGGACAUGGACCUUUGGGAUCUUGGAAUCGCUUCAAAAGACAAGGAAAUGAAGUAGUCUAAAGUACUACUGUUAAGAAUUUCACAUCACUAUAUAAUAUAUAGUGAUGUAAUUAACUGAAUAAAAAAAAUCUCUUAAUUAAAUUUUAUUGUACUCAUAUAUUAAUUUGCAUGUUCUGUCUCUGUACUUCGCUCAUUUAUUAUUUAUUUUAUAAUCUCAUUAUUGUCAAUAGCUUAUUUAUUGUGUGUCAUAUAAAAGAUUCACAUAAAAGGUUCUGACAU
Messenger RNA from Humulus lupulus (European hop), 1252 nucleotides. RefSeq names its product transcription factor WER-like. The transcript is spliced from 3 exons. The record is from RefSeq and is a predicted model, not a curated record. NCBI's taxonomy places the organism in Eukaryota, Viridiplantae, Streptophyta, Magnoliopsida, Rosales, Cannabaceae. Bases 120 to 1028 code for a protein of 302 amino acids.